GCCAUUUUGACUUUGUGGCUGUAGUAACCAGUGAAAACCAUUUCCGCGGGUUGAGUCGCCAUUCUUUACGUUCUUUGUACGUUUGGAAGUUCUCUCCGCUAGUCAGCAAGUAGUUGUUUAGUGAUUAGACAAAUGUACAGACUGUCAAACAAGAUCGAAUCUUUUCCUACGAGAAGCUGAAUAAUAUUACGAACAAAUAGCUACAAUCUGAUCCAGUUAAAGCUUCACGGAGGAUAAUCUGAGCGGGAAUAAAUUAGUGGUGUCCCUCAUCAAAAGCUAAAAAUGAUCACCAGACGAAGAGGUCGUUCAGACAACACCGAUGUGGAGGUGCACUCUUCAACUUGUCCUUUUGAUGUUGAAGUCACUGACUUUGUUGAAAUGAUAGAAAAUGUUAAAACGAGUCCCUCUGAAGAAAUUCAGUCAGAGAAUGGGGAUAGUACAGUUGGAUUAGAGCUGGAUGAUUUAUUUGGAAUCGACGAGUUACACUGGACAUUUGAGAAGGAUGCAGUCUCCCCUCUUUUCGACAUUGGAUUGGCCGAAUUAGGUGUGGGUGACACAACAGAUCAAGAUUUUUGGAUUGGUACAUCCAGAACCCCAUCGCCCGAAGGAGUGUCUGCUGUUCAGAAAAGGAAGGGGAGAGAUGACCUGUCUGGGCACAUGAUCAACAAAAACGCUGUCGCUGCGCGAAUUAAUCGUCUGAAAAAGAAGGAAUACUUGAACGGGCUGGAAAAUAAAGUCGGGUCUCUGUCGUCAGAAAACCGCAUACUCAAACAGGAAAACGUCCAAUUGAAUAAGAGGGUAGAAGAGUUGGAAGAUGAGACGAGGUACCUGAGAGCUGUGUUGGCCAACGAGAGCAUGUUAGCCCAGCUGUUGUCAAGGCUGAGCGGUGUGAACGGCAUGAAAUUAUCUUCCUCGCUUUUCCAGGGGUCCAACAAGAAUGACGACCACGAUUAUGCCUUGCCCCGGAAACGUGUGAAGGUGGAGGAAAAGGAGACCUCUGGUGGCAUCUGUCUGCACGUGGACAAGAACAACGUCUCAGUGGAGUUCUGCACUAAGUGUGCAGAGAGUGCAAGCGCAUCACUCAAAAUUUUUCUUCUAGGUGAUGAUUGUUCUACCAUGCUGGAUGAAUGGGUUACAGAGCGUCCCUGUCUGCUUGGCUCCAUGUGGAUUCUGCUGUUCGGGAAGCUGAAGAGGCGGGACCCGCUGCUGCCAACUUGGCCUGGUAUUUUUUUAAAGCAAGCUCUUUCUGCAGACAAAGGUCUAUCAAUUCCUCAACAAAAUGGAAAAAUGUGGUAAUGGUUUAUGAGGCCUCAUUUCAGUGGAGAGUUCAAAGCAUACUCUAUGUGCAUAUGCCUACUAGUCCGAUGUACUUGUUUUUAACAUAAUGCUGCUGCAUUUAGUUUUAAAGUGAUAUUUCACUAAAAUCAGCUUCAGGUGUUUUCAGACUUCAAAAUUGGUCUAAUGAAUGUUCAUGUCCCAUCCCACCACCUGUAUAGAUCCAGCUAUAUGCCUCAAUCCCAAAUGAAUCCCCCCCAAAAUACAGGUGCUGAUCAAAAUGAUGAAAAUUAAAAUAAUUUCAGAUAGGUGCUGAGGCAUUUAGUGGGAUUUACACAGCUGGUAGCUUGGGCCAUUGAUUCAUUUAGACAGACCACUUCUGAGGUCUGAAAAUGUCUAACAAAUAGGGUAAGGAACUGUCACUCUAAAGUUUAUCGAGCUGGACGGCAUUUCGGUGAUAAUAUUUAAUGUGGAGAACCCACAACGCUUUCAUUUGGAUCUGAGAAGUAAAUUGUUAGCUUCUUCACAAAUUAACUUUGUUAAAAGGUACCCUCUUUAAUUUGUUUUUCAGCGUUAUGGCUGACCCAAACACUUUGUUUGCUAUAAAGCUAAAGGAUGGGUUGGAGAAAUGUAACCACCUUCAAAUUCAUAGAUGAAGCUAUGGAUGAAAGGAGUGACAAUACAUGAGAUCGAAAUUAUAGUUUUGCGUUUAUAUUUAAGCUAUACAUUGUUUGAAACAAACUUAUUUUGGGUUAUGAUUGCGUAAGCUCAGGGGGCAUUAAGUUGUAUUCUUCCAAGAAUCCAUGGGUAUAGGUAGGUGGCUAAAAUUCACAGGUCAUAACAUUGGCAUGCAAGGCUACUUAUUUGGGCAUGCACUGCAAACUAAACUGUUUUUAUGAAAAAUCUGGAAUAUUUUGCCAUAUGUGCAUAUAUGUUGGACAUAGGAAACCGUAAAAGGGUUUGAGAGCCUGUUAACAGACACAGCAUUUUUAGACUGAUGCAUUUAGCUGAUUACUUGAGGUGUACAUGAUUUAAGGACCCCAAUCAAACACACCGUUGAAACCAUCAUAACCCCACAUUUGGUUUGUAAUCCAUUGUUUAAAGAAUGUCUUUGUUUAUAUACACUAUAGCUUCAAAAUAUGGUUAAAACUAUCACGUGGGCGGACAGUCAGUACAUGCAUCCUAUGAAUUGAGUGGUUACAUUUCUCCAGCCCUGUGAUCACGCAGAUUUGUAGCAAACCAAGUGGUGGUGCUGUUGGAAUUAAUUAUUGUGCCAUUAGGAUAAUUUUGGUAUUUAAGACCUUUACAGUUAAAUUGUUUCUUGCACUGAAAGUAGACCAGGAGCCAGUUGGCUGCAAUUUGGAUUUCUUAAAAACAGCCACUUUGAACUUUAGCCACUGCUAACCAAAAGUCAAUGGGAGUGAUGGUUACUGUCCAAUUUUGAACAAUUCACUGGCAAAUAAAUUGAAAUCAAUUCAAUGACUUGGUUUGAAAUCACAAAAGGUGAUUUGGCCAAAAGUGAACACUUCCCGUUUGCCUUCAUCACGACCAUUGAUUUUUUUUUUGUUAGUAGUGAGUGGCUGUUUUUUUAAAGAAAUCCAAAUUGGAUUUAGUCUGGCCCAUAGACCACUGUCAGGGUAAGGAAUCAUUUACAUUUUUAUUAAUUUAGCAGACUAAUCCAGUGUGAUUUACAGGAGCAAUUGGGGUAAAGUGCCUUGCUCAAGGGUACAUCGGAUUUUUAACCAAGUCUGCUUGUGGAUUUGAACCAGUGACCUUUCAUUUACUGGCCCAACGCUCCUAACCGCUAGGCUUCCUGCCGCAGAAUGAUGAAUGUGGGUGGUAGACUGGCAGUUAUGCACUAUGACCUGUACUAUAAUUGAAGGCUCUUUUGCACUAAAAUUGUCAAUGUGUUUCUACACUGGUAAAAUGGUAUCCUCAACCAAUAUUUUAGAUUGUCUGGUUGGCCUGCUAGUAAAUGGCAAUAGCCAAUAUAAAUAGAUUUUCAUAUCACUAUACACUAUACAAAUGUUACUCCUGAAGUACCUUCCCUAACUGGCUUGAUAUAACUCAAUUUGAUGCCAUUUUUACUGUACAAUCCAAAUUGAACCAUCUUUGCAUUGUUUAUCAGUUGCACUAGCUUAGUAUUUGGCACUCUCAGACCUUUGUUUUCAUGUCAGGUCACUCAACAUUUUCCUUAUGCACAUGUUGUACGCUUUUUUUUUUGAGGGCCUUUGUGUUAAAUGGAUAGUUCGCGAUUUGACGCCUUUAUCAACUUCCCCAUAAUCAGAUGAACUCGUGGAUACCAUUUGUCUGUGCAUGCAGUUUGAAGGAAGUUGAUCACUAACGGUAGCGCAAUUGCUAACUGGUGUUAGUCCAAUGACUUGAAGUCUAUGGGUAUCUGCUAGCAUGCGCUAAUGCUAGUUUGUAUUGGCUUGCGAAACUACCUCAACUUCCUUCAUAUUGCACUCAGACGUAAAAAUUCUAUCCAUGAGUUCAUCUGACUAGGGAAGUAGAUAAAGGGCCUCAUUGCCAAAAUCCUAAUUUAGGACCCUCAGUUUAUGGGCAUUUAACACACAGCUUUGAGGUAGGCCUGGAUUUAAACAGACAACCAUUGUAUUGCGAUCCUGAUUCUGGGGUGUAAUUUCUUAUCACUAAAACUGCCAAUGGAUCAUGCAUCAAAUGCAUUAAGUAAAAAUAUGCCAAGUAAAAACAUUUUCAAAAUACAGAACAGUUAUACAACCUGAUAAUCACCUAAUGCAUGUUUUAAUUAACAUUUAGCAUUAAGGUAUAACAUGUAUAUUGAACUAGGCAUGUUAUUUAAUGGCUGUUAACUGUGGUUCCACUUCAAACACAGCAGAAGCUUUUUCAGAACAAGUUAAUUGCAGUGUGAUGUUCUGCGCAAUCUGUUUUGAAUUCUGUCCUCUAUACUAAUUUCAGUGAAGAGAUAAUGCCCCAUUCUCCCGAGGUUAAACUACAGUUGUCCAUAUGGUUAUGAAACUACACAGUGAGAACACCCAGUAACUUGGUAAUACCAUAAAGCACACUUGAUGUGGGCCACGUUCAGUGGGCAAACCUAUUUGAAUGUUAGAAUUGCCAUGAAUAGAGCAGAUGUGAAUCCAUGUCAGGCCUGUUUGUUCUACAUAUAUCUUCGAGUGUUCCACUACAUCAGGUAUUCCCAAAUGGGUACGCGCAAUGCUGUCGGGGGUACACCAAAUAAAAAUGACAUUCUAUUUUUUGGGGUUCACAUUUUCAAACAACAUUUAUUUUCCAACGGGACUAUACAUCUGGGUGAGUUUUUUACUUUUUUCCCCCCUCGCCUGAGUAGCCUCGUUUCACUGCCAAAAAUAAAAUUAAACCAUCUAGUGUUCAGUGAAAUAAUAACACAAUGUCACGUACAGGUAGCCUAGUCAAAUAAUUCACAUCCAAUCACAUUAACCGUUACUGUCUCGCGGGAAACCUAGAAACGAAACGUGACAAUUUGAAAAAAAAGCCACAGGAGUUUGAGCUAGAAUAAAGAUGACUUUCGAGUAGUAAGACAUGUAUAACCACAACAGAUACCAUUAAUAAGGGUCUAGAAGCAUCUUAUAUGGUGAGCUACCGAGUGGCUAGGACAGGCAAGCCCAUACUUUUGUGGAGGACUUAAAUAUUCCUGCUGCUGUGGAUAUGGCUGGGACAAUGCUGGGGGUAAAAGCCCAGAAAACUAUACAGACAAUGUCUUCAUCAGACAACACU
Salvelinus namaycush (lake trout) is the source of this 5007-nucleotide messenger RNA. RefSeq names its product CREB/ATF bZIP transcription factor-like. Gene Ontology annotation, cellular component: nucleus. The record is from RefSeq and is a predicted model, not a curated record. The transcript is spliced from 5 exons. Gene Ontology annotation, molecular function: DNA-binding transcription factor activity, RNA polymerase II-specific; RNA polymerase II transcription regulatory region sequence-specific DNA binding. The coding region runs from base 283 to 1296 and encodes 337 amino acids. Lineage: Eukaryota; Metazoa; Chordata; Actinopteri; Salmoniformes; Salmonidae.